GAUUCAGUUUAGUUUGGAUUCCCUUACUCGUCAAACGACUCAAUACAAGAAAAUCACGUUUUGAUCCCCUUCUCGAGAAAAAAAAAAAGUGCUAAUCAGAAGAAUGUCUACCGAUGUACGUGGAGUUUUGCUUUCCGGUACGGAAUUAGCAAAGGAAAUUCGAGAGUCAUUAAAGAAAGAUGUAGCGCAAUUGAAAGAGAAAUUACCAAAUUUCACACCGGGUCUUGCUAUAGUUCAAGUUGGUGGCCGAGAAGAUUCAAAUGUCUAUAUUCGAAUGAAGAUAAAUGCAGCCAAUGAAAUUGGAAUAAAAGCAAAUCAUAUGAAACUUCCAAAUACAAUAACAGAAACUGAAUUAAUAAAUAAACUCAAUUAUUUGAAUAAUGAUCCUAAUACACAUGGUAUUAUUGUUCAAAUGCCAUUAGAUUGUGUUAAUACAAUUAAUUCACAUCUCAUAACCGAUAUGGUCUCACCAAAUAAAGAUGUCGAUGGAUUGAAUACAAUAAACGAGGGUAGAGUAGCAAUUGGCGACAUGACUGGAUUUAUGCCUUGUACACCAAACGGAUGUAUUGAACUUAUUAAAAAGAGUGGAGUUCCUAUGGCAGGAGCACAAGCUGUUGUUUUGGGAAGAAGUAAAAUUGUAGGAACACCCGUUGCCGAAUUAUUAAAAUGGCAAAAUGCAACUGUCACCGUUUGUCAUUCAAGAACAAAAGAUAUAGCAAAAGUCGUUUCACAAGCCGAUAUUUUAGUUGUUGGUAUCGGACAACCAGAAAUGGUCAAAGGUUCUUGGAUUAAACCCAGCGCAGUUGUUAUUGACUGUGGAAUUAAUCCCAUUCCAGAUUCGACGAAAAAAUCAGGAAGUCGUCUCGUCGGGGACGUGGCAUUUGCCGAAGCUGUUAAUGUAGCGUCAUACAUUACCCCAGUUCCGGGUGGAGUUGGCCCAAUGACAGUGGCAAUGCUAAUGAAAAAUACCGUCAUCUCUGCUCAACGAUCGGCAAAGAAAUUACUCACAAACGAAUGGAAUUUGAGAAUUUUAAAAUUAAAACUAGAAAAACCUAUACCUAAUGAUAUAACAAUAUCGAGAAGUCAUGAACCAAAGGAAAUCGCACAAUUGGCGGAGGAAAUUGGAAUAAUGCCGAAUGAAUUGAGCUCGUAUGGAAGUAAAAAGGGUAAAGUGAGUCUUAAAGUUUUGCAGAGACUAGAAAAUCAAAAGAAUGGAAAAUAUGUGGUUGUGGCUGGAAUUACGCCAACACCAUUGGGAGAGGGUAAGAGUACAACUGCUCUUGGAUUAGUUCAAGCAUUAUCAGCACACAGGGGAAAAAAUUCUUUUGUCACUUUAAGACAACCAAGUCAAGGACCGACGUUUGGUGUUAAAGGCGGUGCAGCCGGCGGCGGAUAUUCUCAGGUUAUUCCCAUGGAAGAAUUUAAUCUUCAUUUAACGGGCGAUAUUCACGCAGUGAGUGCUGCCAAUAAUCUCCUGGCAGCUCAGGUGGACGCUCGAUAUUUUCACGAAUCGACACAAACCAAUAAAGCCCUAUACGAAAGAUUAGUGCCCACAGUAAAAGGAGUACGACAAUUUUCCAAUAUUCAACUGCGACGUCUGGAAAAAUUAGGCAUUAAUAAAACUGAUCCAAAUAGUUUAACCGAAGAGGAGCAGAGUAAAUUUGUCAGACUUGACAUUGAUCCCGCGAAUAUCACAUGGACGAGAGUUGUGGAUUUAAAUGACCGGAUGUUGAGAAAGAUCACAAUAGGCCAAGGACCAGCAGAAAAGGGCAAAACUAGAGAGACAUCCUUCCGCAUUUCUGUUGGCUCAGAAAUUAUGGCCAUCCUUGCUCUGGCAACAAGUCCCGAAGAUUUAAAACAGAGACUUGGAAAAAUUGUCGUUGGAUUUAGCAAGAGUGGUGUUCCAUUGACAGCAGAAGAUUUCGGUAUGACCGGAGCAAUGGCAAUUUUACUAAAAGACGCAAUUGAGCCAACCUUGAUGCAAAAUAUCGAAGGAACGCCAGUGCUGGUGCACGCUGGUCCGUUUGCAAACAUUGCUCAUGGAUGCUCAUCCAUCAUUGCUGACGCCAUUGCCUUGAAACUCGUUGGUCCCGAUGGAUAUGUCGUGACCGAAGCUGGUUUUGGUUCUGAUAUCGGUAUGGAGAAAUUCUUCAAUAUAAAAUGUCGUACCUCGGGCCACGUACCAAAUGCCGUUGUCCUGGUGGCGACAAUUCGUGCUCUCAAAAUGCACGGCGGUGGUCCUGCAGUUACGCCAGGUGCAGUUCUCAAAAAGGAGUACGUCGAGGAAAAUCUCGAUUUGUUACAAAAAGGAAUUCCAAAUCUUCAAAAGCACAUUAGCAAUGGAUGUAAACACGGUGUUCCUGUUGUUGUCGCAAUCAAUGCUCACGAGACAGACACUGAAGCAGAAUUGGAAAUGGUAAAGAAAGCUGCUCUCGAAAGUGGAGCGGCAGACGCAGUAAUUUGCACUCAUUGGGCUAAAGGUGGAUUGGGAGCUGCGCAAUUAGCCGAUGCUGUUAUUGCAGCAACAAAUAAACCAAGUAACUUCCAAUUUUUGUACAAUAUCAACGCGAGUAUUGUCGAAAAAAUAAAUACCAUCGCAAAGGAAAUGUAUGGAGCAGGAGAAGUCGUUUUAACUGAAAAGGUUAAAGAAAAAAUCGAAGAAUACAAUAAACUAGGAUACAAUAGUUUACCUCUUUGCAUGGCAAAAACAUCCAAUUCCCUAACUGGAGAUUCUAACAUAAAAGGAGCACCGACUGGUUUUAAAAUUGAAAUCUCCGACAUUUUCGUCUCAGUAGGCGCAGGUUUUAUUGUUCCAAUGGUUGGAGAAAUAAUGAUGAUGCCAGGAUUGUCAACGAGGCCAUGCGUUUACGACAUGGACUGGAAUUGUGAAACUGAUCAAAUAGAGGGUCUGUUCUAAAACAGAAUAAUUGCGGAAAGAAAUAAUAAAAACCUAUACAAAAAAAAUAAAUUCUAUUACAACUGAAAUAACCUCAGGAAAGGAAAACAGAUCGUUGCAUUAUUUGUAUUUUUAUCAUUGUUAUAAAUCUGAUUAUUUCUCUAUA
Messenger RNA from Leptopilina heterotoma, 3062 nucleotides. RefSeq names its product C-1-tetrahydrofolate synthase, cytoplasmic (gene pug). The transcript has 13 exons. Gene Ontology annotation, biological process: tetrahydrofolate interconversion. Gene Ontology annotation, cellular component: cytosol. The record is from RefSeq and is a predicted model, not a curated record. Gene Ontology annotation, molecular function: methenyltetrahydrofolate cyclohydrolase activity; ATP binding; methylenetetrahydrofolate dehydrogenase (NADP+) activity. NCBI's taxonomy places the organism in Eukaryota, Metazoa, Arthropoda, Insecta, Hymenoptera, Figitidae. Bases 104 to 2917 code for a protein of 937 amino acids.